This is a messenger RNA of Paramecium sonneborni, 3288 nucleotides long. NCBI's taxonomy places the organism in Eukaryota, Ciliophora, Oligohymenophorea, Peniculida, Parameciidae. The record is from the annotation of a GenBank genome assembly.
AUGUUUAAUGAAGAACUAGGUGUCAUUGAUUAUGAAGUUGAAAGUGAUGAUUCAAUAUAGUUGAUUGAAAAUCCAUAGGAUAUUGUUAUACCUACAACAACAAUAUAAGAAUAGAAAUAAACAACUGAGUAAAUUGUACAACAACCAUUAUAAUAAGAAGUAGAUUAAACUAAUAUUAAUCAUAAUAAUGAAAAUAUUGAAAGAUAAUAGCUAGAAGAAGAAUAAAUGUUGCGUAGACCCUAUGCAUUAAGAUGGAAAAAGAAAUCAAUUAAGAAAUUAGAAAAAAUCACUUAAAAAAUGACAGAUUAAGAUUUAGAAGAUAUCAAAGAUGUUUAAAUAAAAAAAAUAGCAAUCUCUGAGUCUAAAAUAAAUAAUAACAAUAAUCAUAUUAAUAAUAAUAAUAAUAAUGAUGUAAUUAUUUCAGGUUCAAUUUUAAAGAAUCCACAUAAUACACUAAAUUAAGUUUAGAAAUAAAAAUAAUUUUAAGUUUUAGUAGAACAUUUUGCAAAUAAACCUGACUUUUUGGAAGCUAUAAUAGCUUAAGAUUUGGAAUAAGAUAAUGAAAAUUAGGACGGAGGAAUAUUAAAAAAACCAAUGAUAGUACCUCCAAAAGCAGGAUUAAAGAAAUAGCCAGGUAGAAAGAAAGCAAAUGUUACAUUUGAAGAUUAAUCAUAACCACCAAAUGGAGGAAUAUAAUUUAUAAAAACUAGUGUUCUUCCAUAAAAAUAACCUCCACCUCCACCAUAACCUUAAUAAUAGAUUUCAAAUAUCCUUUCAAAAUUCUAAGAAUAUAGAGAGAAAUCAGUAGCUCCUACUUAAUCUUAAUAGACAACAGCAAUUUAAGAAUCUUCUGAUGUCCCUUUAGGAACAGGUGCAUGGUAUCCGAAUAAAUAGGAUAAAAAAAGUUAACCUUUUAUUCCACCUCAUGCUGGAUCAAAUCCAAAAAUGUUACCUACUGUUAGUUCAGUUUAGAUGAUUUCACCAUCAUAAGCUGCUUAAUAAUCAUUAAAUCAUAAAUUUCUAGGAAUGAAUUAAAAUUAAUCGAGAUUUAGUAAUAGUCCUCCAAGAGUAAGAGAUAUGAUUACAUAAUAAUAUACAUCUUCUUAUUAAGUUGAUAGACCUCCAAUUAUGCCAAGUAGAUAAUAACCUGUAUUUUAAUAAUAAAUAUUGGAAAAGAAUAUCAAUUAUGAAUUAAAUUAAGUUAAAAAAAAUAAAGAACAAUUGAGCAGUCAUUAAUAAUCUUAACUUAGAGAAUCUUAAGUUAAAUUAUAAGCAAAGUUAUAAGAAAGUGUUAAAAGACAGAGUGUUGCUUAACCUACUAUUGAAGAAAAUGAUUCUGAUUUUAUGGAUGAUGUAAUGGAAAGUUAAGCUUUUAUUGAUUUUAAAAGAGCUGGUAAUUUAAUCUGUGGAUCUUAACAAUAAUAAUACACCCAAUAAUAAUAUUGGUAAGAAAUCAAUUUUAAUACUGAUAUCCCUAAAGAUUAUUAUAUGAAUGAAAAGUUUAGAGUAGAUGUUGGAGAAGAUAUUGAAAUCAAUGAUCCUUAUGAAUUAUUUAAAUUGUAUUUUGAUUAAAGCAUUUUCAAAUACAUAUGCUAAAUAUCUAAUAAACGACAAUGCAUAAGAAUCGAUGAAGAUAUUUUAGAAUCCUUUAUUUCAGCACUCAUUUACAUUUUCUAUAUACAAUUAUUAGGAAUGAGAGAAAUCAAAAGAGUCAGAUUUGAUCAUAUAUUGGAUUAUGUCACCUUUGGUCAUAUCUGUAAAGAAAUUAGAAUUGAUGAGUUAGAAGAUUAUUCUUUUAUUUUUGAGAAGAUAAGCAAGAACUUUAAAAAUCAUUAUUAACCUGAAGAAUUCUUAACUUUGGAUACUCCAAUCUUUUAUCAAAAUCACAGUAUAGAAGGUCUAAUCUCACUUUCUGAUGGAAUGAAAGGAUAUGUAUUAGACUUGAUCUAUGGCAUAAAGGAUCAAAAGAUUAUCUAAAGUUUAUAGAAAUAUUAAGGCAAACAUCAUAAACUUUAUUUAGGACCUGAGGUUUCAUCUUUGAAUUUAAUAACUCAAUUGAAAAAGAAACAAUUUGGUUCAUUAGCUAAAAUAGUAGAUAAAUAAGUAAUUAAUUUAAUAUAUAUUUAGACAUAACUUACAUAAGAUUAAAUUCAAGAAGUGAAAUAAAAUGCAUAGAAAGGUAAAAGCACAUAGUUUUUAUCCUCUGAUAAUCAAACUAUCAUGCUUAUUUAUGCAGAAAGACAAUAACAUUUACAAUAUGUUGAAGGAUUUGUAUCUUCAUUUGCUGAUUUCACAAGACUAAAACCUUAAGAUACUAAAAUUAAAGGAGAUGUUAAUAAACCAAUAAUCUUAUAUUUAUAUGAUAAAAUUAAGACUCAAUAUGAUAAAAGAGGUAAGACUUAUUAAUAUUCAUAAAUACCUCAUUAAGAUUCAAAUUAGCAUUUAGAAAUAUUAGUAUAAUUAGUUUAUUCUAGUAUAUAUAAUGCUAAUAUUUUAAAUAAAACAAAAAAUUAGUCAUAAUCUAUGGCACCAGAUAAAGCUAAAUAAAUGUAUCUUGAUUUUGUUAAAUAAUUAUUACACUCAUUUUAUGUAAGAAGUUUUAAAAGAAGAGGAAUCAAUUAAUUUCCUUAGAAUCAUACUUUGGAAUCAGGUGAUACUGGAACAUUUAGUUGUAUUGAAUGUGGAGAAUCUAGUUAAACUAUUUGUAGAGAAUGUUCAAAUCAUUUUUAAAUGUUGAUUCCUGUCUGUAGAAACAAAAAUGAGUAAUGUUUGAAAUCACAUAUAGAAAUGUUAGUAAAUCAACCAAAAAUAACUAAUUCUAAUAGAAGACUUACAAAUAAAUAAGCUAUUGUAAAAUUUGAGUUCUAUCGUUCACAAAUAUAAUCUUCUAAAGAUUCUAAUGCCAAAUCUGCUUUACCUGUUAUCGAAGAUACUUUAUAACAAUUAGAUAGUUUAGAUCCUGAUGAAGAAUUAUCUAUUGGAAUUCAAACAUUAUUAGUUUCAUUAUCAGAUUUGAUACAAAAAAUGUUCUAAUAACCAAAUAUAUUAGUUCCACAAAAGAUUUAACAAAAAGGAUAAGAAAUCUAUUCAUUAAGUUAAAUAGAUCCACCUAUUAAAUCAGCUUAACAAUUAUCAAAAUCAAUCUCUUAAGUUUAUAAUCAUUAGUAGGAAGUGAUGUAAUGUUCUUAAGUUGUGCCUUAAAUUAUUAAAACUAAAAUUAGCGAAUAAACAAACUUAGAGCCUUCAAUCCAAAAAUUGUAAGCUAGAGUGGCCAGAAUAAAUAAAUGA